Molecule: messenger RNA, 339 nt
Organism: Trichoderma atroviride IMI 206040
Lineage: Eukaryota; Fungi; Ascomycota; Sordariomycetes; Hypocreales; Hypocreaceae
Source: RefSeq, a predicted model, not a curated record
AUGGACGAGCCUGACGGAGCAUUACAGGCUCGAACAACGGAUGAGGAUGCUUCGCUGUUCAACAUGCUGCCAAGGUAUGAUGAUGGCUAUGAUUGGAUGUCGGAUCCUGAAGGCCGUCUGCUCCAAGUCUCGAAUGACCAUCAAUCUAUUGAUGCGCCUUAUUCACCUGAAUAUGAAAUUGAGCCCGGCUUAAGCCCAGACAGCAGUCUCCAAGGGGCCAAUUUCCCGACGCCUACGUCAAUAGGUCAGGACUUUGUCAUGCCUGCCACUCCGUCAGAGAAUGCUUUUGAACAAAGCAGCGGCAUGUCGUCUUUCAACAAUCUCAACUCCGUGGUAUAG